AGAUGCCCAAGAAAAAGACUGGACAGAGGAAAAAAGCCGAAAAGCAAAAGCUUCGCCUUAAGGAGAUUCGAAGCCGUGAAGUGCCCUUGGCCGAUUUCCCCUGCAAUGCGCCAAUGGAAUGCGAUAAAUGCGAAAGAAAGCAGAAAUCUCGAGCAUUUUGUUACUUUUGCCAAAGUAUGCAACGUCUUCCGAUUUGUGCUCAAUGUGGCAAAGUGAAAUGUAUGCUCAAGACGGGUGACUGUGUCAUCAAACAUGCCGGAGUGUUUACCACCGGUAUGGGAAUGGUGGGAGCCAUAUGCGAUUUUUGUGAAGCUUGGGUGUGCCAUGGACGUAAAUGUUUGCAGACACAUGCCUGCAGUUGUCCCCUGCAGAAUGCCGUUUGUUUGGAGUGCGAGAGAGGUGUAUGGGACCAUGGUGGUCGUAUAUUUAAGUGCUCCUUUUGCAAUGGCUUCCUUUGCGAAGAUGACCAAUUUGAACAUCAAGCUUCGUGUCAGGUGUUGGAAAGUGAGAACUUCAAGUGUCAAUCUUGCAAUCGUUUGGGCCAAUACUCAUGCUUGCGUUGCAAGACAUGCUACUGUGAGGAUCAUGUACGGCGCAAGGGCUUCAAAUAUGAAAAGAACAAGGCUAUACCUUGUCCCAAGUGCAAUUAUGAGACAUCGGUUACAAAGGAUUUGAGUAUGUCGACCAGAUCGCAUAAGUUUGGUCGCCAACAACAAGGCGGUGCAAUGGAUAGUGAUGAUGAAUACGGUGGCGGCUAUGGUGGUUAUUAUGGUGGCUACUCAGGUGCCGGAGCUGGAACAUCUAGUUAUGGUGCCGAAGACUAUGAUGAUGAUGAAGACGACGAUGACGAAGAUGAAGACGAUGAUUACGAAGAUGAUGAUUCUGAGGAAGAAUCGGAGGAGGAAAAUGAAACGGAUGCUAGUGAGGAGGAUAAAAAGGAUGAUAAAGCCAAAUCAAAAUAG
Molecule: messenger RNA, 962 nt
Organism: Musca vetustissima
Lineage: Eukaryota; Metazoa; Arthropoda; Insecta; Diptera; Muscidae
Gene: Noa36
Product: zinc finger protein 330 homolog
Exons: 1
Coding region: 3-962 (319 amino acids)
Cellular component (GO): nucleus
Molecular function (GO): zinc ion binding
Source: RefSeq, a predicted model, not a curated record